Fundulus heteroclitus (mummichog) is the source of this 1650-nucleotide messenger RNA. RefSeq lists its product as uncharacterized. The transcript has 14 exons. Lineage: Eukaryota; Metazoa; Chordata; Actinopteri; Cyprinodontiformes; Fundulidae. The record is from RefSeq and is a predicted model, not a curated record. Bases 4 to 1077 code for a protein of 357 amino acids.
AAGAUGUUUUCCUGCAUUUGGAAAAAACAAAAGAAAAGCCCUCCAGGGGAUGUACGCUCUGGAGAUGGUGAUAGCGCAAGUCUGCAGAAGAGGCUACAGAGAGAGGCAUGGUCUCCCAUUUCCACCACAACCCCUGAUACCAGCGAGGCUCCCAGGACUAGAAAAACCUCCUUCUGGCAACGCUGGUCUCUUCAUAACAAGAAAAGCCCUCCAGGGGAUGUACGCUCUGGAGAUGGUGAUAGCGCAAGUCUGCAGAAGAGGCUACAGACAGAGGCAUGGUCUCCCAUUUCCACCACAACCCCUGAUAACAGCAAGGCUCCCAGGACUAGAAAAACCUCCUUCUGGCAACGCUGGUCUCUUCAUAACAAGAAAAGCCCUCCAGGGGAUGUACGCUCUGGAGAUGGUGAUAACGCAAGUCUGCAGAAGAGGCUACAGACAGAGGCAUGGUCUCGCAUUUCCACCACAACCCCUGAUACCAGCGAGGCUCCCAGGACUAGAAAAACCUCCUUCUGGCAACGCUGGUCUCUUCAUAACAAGAUAAGCCCUCAAAGUGAUGUACACUCUGGGAAUGGCGAAAGCUUAAGUCUUCAGAAGAGCCAGCAGACAGAAGCACCAUCUCCUUCUACCAUCACAACCAGCGAGGCUCCUAGAACUAGAAAAACCUCCUUCUGGCAUUGUUGGCGUCUUCUUAACAAGAAAAAGCAGAGCCAUCUCCAACAAGAUGUGGACGCGGUCACAAUCCAUUCACCUUCAGUGACAGAAAUGAGUUGUUGCACAAGUGAGAAGUCUCAGGGAGGAGAGACUGGUGUCGAGUUCAGGGCCUCACCUGUUCUUGACAGUCCUGUCUCUGCUCACCAUGAGCCGCAUCUCCAAGUAGUCCCACAAUGCUCCACCACAGAAGGAGACUCCCAAACUGGCCAGAACAGCAGAGUGGAAGAGACUGUCUUGUCCUCUACUGCCACAGCACAGAUCAUAAACAACCAAGAGGACUGCAAAGAAAGCGAGGCUGAUGUCCAAGACAACAUCCAACCUGCGUCUGAAAGUCAAGACAAGACUCCCGAGAAAGAUUGCCCUUGAAGAGCUAACGCACCUGCCAUCAGGGCUUGCAAAAUGAGUCACAUUUCUUUAACUUUUCCACAUAUAGUCACAUUACAAACAAAAAAUACAAAUACAUUUUAUUGGAGUGUUAUGUGAAAGACAAAGUGGUAUACAACUGUGAUGUAGCAAGAAACUAAUACAUGGUCUCUUUUUUUAACAAAUAAAAAACUGAAAAGAGCAACGUGCAAAAGUAUUCAGCAUCCCCCAGUAAAUAUUUCUUGGAACCGCGUUGUGCUGUAAUUACAGCUGCAAGUCUCUGCCAGUUUUCCACGUCUUGUGACUGAAAUUUUUGGCCAUUCUUCUUUGCAAAUCAGUUCAAGCACAGUCAGAUUAGAUGUAGAGCGUUUGUGAAUAGCAGUUUUCAGACCUUAUCAGAUCCAAAGAUUCUUGAUUCGGUUUAAGUGAGAGGUCGACCGAUACAGGUUUUUAGGGCAGAUACUGAUUAUUUUGACAACAUGCAAAUCGGUACCCGAUACGUGAAAAGUAAAAAUAAUACAAUUGAAAAUGUUGAGUACAACACAAAGUAUCUAUCUUUUAAUAAUAAUAUUAUUA